Molecule: messenger RNA, 279 nt
Organism: Paramecium primaurelia
Lineage: Eukaryota; Ciliophora; Oligohymenophorea; Peniculida; Parameciidae
Source: the annotation of a GenBank genome assembly
AUGAAUUAAGUUUUAAUUCUCUAAAUAAUUGAAGUGCUUGAAUAAUGUCAUAAAGAUAAAUCAAUUAAAACAAGAGAAUGUUGCAUUGAAAUAAUAAAGGAAUUAUUGCAUAAAAUAAGUAUUUUAAUAUCAUUUAAUUUAGCAUCUGAAUUAAAUCAUGAUAACUUAAUAGCAUUAGAAAAACAUUUCAAUUUAGUAACAACUUUAAAUGAACUUGAUUAUAUAAAUGAUGAAGAUAUCUUCUUAAAAUCAAUAGCUAGAGUAAGAAGUUGUUUAUGA